Python bivittatus (Burmese python) is the source of this 1823-nucleotide messenger RNA. Its product is annotated as mas-related G protein-coupled receptor member H-like. Gene Ontology annotation, molecular function: G protein-coupled receptor activity. Gene Ontology annotation, cellular component: plasma membrane. The record is from RefSeq and is a predicted model, not a curated record. Gene Ontology annotation, biological process: G protein-coupled receptor signaling pathway. NCBI's taxonomy places the organism in Eukaryota, Metazoa, Chordata, Lepidosauria, Squamata, Pythonidae.
GGUUGUUCUGAAAUCAGAAGAGAGAUUAGGAAGAAAAACCUUGACAUCUAGACGAAAACCUUCUUCUAGUACCCUUCUGCCAAGAGAAGCAGGAGUGUCUGCAGCCACAGAAGAAAGUACAAAGACAGAAGCAAAAUGGAUAUGGUAUCACCUAUUCCGUUCAGUGUCUUUGCACAAACCAAUGGAACAUCCAGCGGCAAAAACAGAACUUGUUAUGAUUCCGGCAUAAAUGAAGAAGUCCUUAUUUUUGCCAUCUUCACUAUGCUUUUUUGUGUGUUGGGGAUGUUGGGGAAUGGACUCGUGAUCUGGCUGCUUGGCUGCUCUGUUAAGAGGAACACUUUUGCCAUUUACAUUCUCAACCUCUCGGUUGCGGACUUCGGUUUGCUCACCACUGAGCUGAUUAUUGAAAUCCACUGGCUUUUUACACACUUGUACUGUGACUUUCCCUAUGAACUCUUCCAAACUGUCCUGCUGUUAAUGUACAGUACUGGGCAAUUUCUCCUGACAGUCAUCAGCGUUGACAGAUGUCUUUCGGUCCUUUUCCCCAUUUGGUAUCGAUGCCACCGGCCAACGCAUCUGUUCACCACUAUGUGUGUUUUAAUCUGGUCCAUAUCCUUCAUCCUCUCUUCAAUUCACUUCACCAUUAUAGCUGUUGGUGGGUUUGGAAAGAAUUAUACCUUAAUGUAUCAGUUCAUUGUUAAUGCUGUGGUUUGUCUCCCACUUAUGACAAUCUCCAGUGUUGUCAUGUUUAUCAAAAUCUGCUUCAUAUCAAAAAACCAAAGACGGAGAAAGCUUUUGACAGCGAUCUUGCUCACUCUUUUCUUCUUCUUAAUCUUGGCUUUUCCACUAAAUGCCUUUUAUUUUGUUCUGUAUGUUUUCAAUUAUAUACAUCCCAACCUUGUACAUUAUGGCUACUUAUGUACCUGUGUGAACAGCAGCAUUAACCCCCUGAUCUAUUACCUGGUGGGGAGACAGAAGGGUAAAACUCGGAAAAGCAUCAAAGAAUUGCUCCAGAAGGUUUUCAAGGAGGAUGAACUGUCUACAGAUGAACUGGAAACUUCAGACGGUUCCAAGAUCUGAACUCUUUAAUUUUACCAUUGUCAUUCAAAAGAUAUAUUCGUUUCUUUCCAAGCAAGGACAUAAUUUGUUGUUGUUGUUUUAUUUAAAAGAAACUGGUCUUUAUUUCUGCAUGAAUCCAGAAUUUCAGUAUUAUCUGUGCAGACAAUUAUCUUUGUGGAAUAUCAAAACAUUUGCCAACCUAUUUACAUCUAACCUAUUUACAGAGUAUCUCCUACCUUAAGAUUAAUUAGCUUGUUGUAGUUCAGCCUUUCUCAACUUGAGUGGCCUCCAGAUCUGUGUGUUUCAACUUCAGUGUCUAGCCAGUAGGACCACUGCUGAGAAUUUUGGAAGUUUAAGUUCACACCUCUGGAAGGUGUCUAUUGUAGAAAGACUACUGCAUUUCCUGCUGGGCAAGACUCUAAGCCAAGGAUAGGCACGUGUGACCUUCAGAAUUUCCCAGGUUCUAUCAGCUACAUGGCCAGUGGUGAAGGAUAAUGGAAACUCCAGCUCAAGACUAUCUAGAGAAUCAUAUGUUGCCUAGCUCCACUAGACCAGGAUUUACCAAAUCAACUGAAUCAAAAGGAAGACAACUGUUACAACAAGGAAAGACCUUAUAAAAUCACAUUUAAAUGAAAAUGCUUUUGAAUGAUUCCAGAAGAAAGGAAUCAGAGAAAGACUGAACAGGUUUCAGGUGAUAAUAUCUACAAACUGAUCUCUCUUCCUACACAUGUAUAUAUAUUAUACUAAGAGCAAUUAAAUUUCAA